AUGUCUCAAAAACUCAUUACUUUCUACGAUAUUACGACGAAAGCCAAACCCAACCCAGGACCGUCGCCGUUCACAGCGAAAGUACGAUGUGCAUUGAAUUUCAAGGGCAUCAAGUUCACAACCGUCUGGUUGGAAUACCCUGAAAUCGAGGCAGAAUGCAAAAGGAUCGGUGCGCCGCCUACGGGCAAGAGGCCAGACGGAAGCCUUUUGUAUACGUUGCCCGUUAUUCAAGACCUAAGCACAGGCGUAGUGAUGUCGGAAAGCAAUGUCAUCCUUGAAUACCUCGACAAGACAUAUCCUGACACACCCAAGCUUUUCCCUGGGAACACGCUGGGGAUUCAACUCGCUUUUGAUGCUGCAGCUCAGACCCGUCUUCUCGAUAUUCUCCCUUUGGCCAUUGCGUACAUUCCUGCUGGCUUGAACCCUGUUGCAGAGGCACACUGGCGCAGUACGAGGGAGAGACAGCUGGGAAAGAGAGUUGAAGAAUUAGAACCGAAAGGAGAAGCGAGAGUCGCUGCUUUACAGAAGAUACAGGCUAGCCUUGGCGAAGUAGAUGGCUGGAUUUCAAAGAGUGGAGAAGGGAAAUUCAUAAUGGGCGACGAGAUGACAUUCGUGGAUAUCUCACUUGGCGCAGCUUUAUGUGGGGUGAGGGUCGCCCUUGGGGACAAAGGCGCCGCUUUCUGGGAGGAGAUUUCAGGCUGGCACAGUGGAAGGUGGGAACAGUUGAGGAAGGCUUGCGAGCCGUACCACAAGUAA
Messenger RNA from Pleurotus ostreatus (oyster mushroom), 756 nucleotides. RefSeq lists its product as uncharacterized. NCBI's taxonomy places the organism in Eukaryota, Fungi, Basidiomycota, Agaricomycetes, Agaricales, Pleurotaceae. The coding region runs from base 1 to 756 and encodes 251 amino acids. The record is from RefSeq and is a predicted model, not a curated record. The transcript is spliced from 2 exons.